AGCAGGACAGAUGGACUUAGGAAUCAGAGCGGCAGCACUGUUUUUACGAGGCAGAGACAUAAGUACUCUAAUUUAUAUCGUACUCUGACAACUUGUUUGAUCUGUGUGUCUGUUUUCCCACUGUAUUGUUUCUGAUGAGAUAGAACAGACGACUGGAUUGCAGGCUCACUCCUGGAAAAUUACGUCAGGGAGAGGAGUGGGGCUGCAGUUUUGGAUGCUGAGUGGAGACUGAAGAAAGCAUGCGCUUUGGUACUAUACUUCUACAAAAUCCUAAUAUGCUUUUCUGAAACUCCUGCAAGGUACCACUUGUGGUGUUUUUCUCUCUCUUGUUUUAUUUUGCAGCUUACAAAGUGCUGUAGGCAAAGCAGCCUUCGGAGAAUUGCACUGGCAUGGUGACCCAGCUUCAUACUGCUGCUGGUUUAAAUGCAGCAAGUGUUUUGACUGAAUGAGUUGGAAGAAACCUGGACAUAUCUUGUAUUUCAAGAUUGGCAUUUCAACAGCCAACGUGAGAGGGACAGGAGCAACUCCAGAAAGGGCUUCUCUGAAGUUGAGUACUAUAGUUGGCUUUAAAGAAAAUGAAAAAAGAAUGCACCUCAAGGUCUUUCAGACUCAAACAAAAUUCAGGUUCCCUCUCGCGUGCUGUGAGCUGGAUAAAUUUCUCCUCCUUGUCUAGGCAGACAAAAAGAUUGUUUCGCAGUGAUGGUGAGCUCUCAUCAAUAGGUAGGCAGGUAGAAGAGGAUGAUGAGAACUGGACCUGCAGAACUCAACACAGAAAAGCUGUCUCCAACCUAGAUGAAGAAAGUAGAUGGACAGUCCAUUAUACUGCUCCCUGGCACCAGCAGGAAAAUGUAUUCCUGCCCUCCACGAGGCCACCUUGUGUGGAGGAUCUGCAUCGCCAAGCCAAGCUGAACCUCAAGUCGGUACUAAGAGAAUGUGACAAGCUGCGGAGGGAUGGCUAUCGAAGUUCUCAAUAUUACUCUCAGGGUCCAACCUUCUCUUCUUCUAGUGCAGCCUGUGGAAGUUACCAAGAUGAUUAUGAAGAAAUUGAACGAAAGUCUAGUCUGUUAGACUGCAUAUCUCAGUCUUGCAUUAGCACCUGCUGUUCCUUGGUUCCGUGGAGCCUCAAGUGCUCAGUCCCUUCUCCAGAAGAGGAAAAGCUUAUUAGCAUCAAGAGAGCUAGAACACCAGUUUCAAAUGAAUGUUCUGAUAUCAACACCCAAACUAACUGGACCAAGUCACUUCCAUUGCCAACACCAGAGGAGAAAAUGCGACAGCAAGCACAAGCAGUCCAAACAGAUGUGGUUCCUAUUAAUGUAACUGGGGAGAAUUUCGACCGCCAAGCCAGCAUUCGGCGGUCUCUAAUUUACACAGACACUGUGGUAAGACGGCCGAAGAAAGUCAAAAGGAGAAAGACUAUUACAGGAGUCCCUGACAACAUACAAAAGGAGCUAGCAGUUGGCACUGGCCAAAGUGACUUCCGUGGGCAUUCGAUGCAUGUCCCAGAUCACUAUUCCACACUAGGGAGACUAGACAGCUACCGCUCUGCUAUACAGAGAUCUGAAACCAAGGACACCAGCUGCCAGACAGAAGAAGUCAAAGUUGUGCCCCCUUCAGUGAGAAGAAUACGAGCACAGAAAGGACAAGGGAUUGCGGCCCAGAUGUCGCAGUUCUCCAGCUCAUCUGGAAACAUGUCUGUGAUGAGUGAUUCCGCUGGGGUUAUAUUUGCCUCUCGCCUAAAUAACAACAUGGGUUUUCAUAGCCUGCCUCGACCUGGAGCAAGAGUGUCUCUGCAGUCACUAGACCAAAGGCAGAGCAUCUCUAACCAGGCAGAAGACAUCACUGGCAGUUUGUCACACGAGAUAAGCAAGUUGCAGGUUGAUAAUAGUGUGGUCCAUAUGAGGAAUAACCUUAGGACUGGGACACUGCCACGGCCAAAGUCCCAAGAGGUGAGAAGUUAUGAGAGUGAAAAAGCUGCAAGCCCAGCAUGUGUGGUCUCUCCUCAUGCUACAUAUGCAACCAGCAUCAUACCAAAUGCCACAAUAUCAUCCUCUUCAGAAGUUAUUGUGAUUCAUACCACCCAGAGUGCUGGACCAUUGGAUAGUAAAAUCACCAGCUCAUCUUCCUACACAAAACCCAGAGACAGUCCUGUUGCCAGCAAUGCAGUAAGCAUGAAAGAAGAUCACCAUUCUUCUAGCGGUAACUGGAGUGAGAGCAGCUCAACACGCCACUCCCAGACCUCAGACACUGUCUCGUCUAAUGCUACCAUGAUGCUCUCCCUUGGUGACUCAGCAGUAUCUCUCAGCACUCCAGGAAAUGUGGAGAAUACGUCCCAAAGUAUGAGCUAUAGCUGUAGAAACAAUCUCCCUUUCCCAGGCCACUCCCAGGAUAGCGAUGGCAGAAGUGAAUCCAGUUUUUCAGGGGACAGAUCACAAAGCAACAGUAUAAACAGCACAGAGCACUGGGUAUACGAAUCUAGAGAAAAUGAUGAGACACCCUCCCACAAGCCAACCUGUGCCGCGGCAGGUUAUUCCACUCCUGUAAGCAACGUGAGUAGCAGCAGCCUAGAGCGGACUUCUGUCAAAGAAGAUUCAAGUUCUCUGUAUUCAGUGGACCAUGAUGGCUACUACACUACCAUGCAUAUGGACUCUGGACUCAAGUCAAGUAAACUAUGCAAUAGUAAUAAUGGUUUUGGAAACCCCAGGCACAGUGUGAUUAAUGUUUUUGAUGGAAAUGAGAAGAAAAAUCAAGACGAGCGGUCAAGCAACAGUGACAAAUCCCUCAUACGAAACAUAUCUUUGAAAAAAGCAAAGAAGCCACCUCUUCCACCAUCCAGAACAGACUCACUCAGAAGAGUCCCAAAAAACAACCCCCAGUCCAGCGGACAGGUACUUGAUGAAACACUAAUCGCUACCCUCCAGCAUUCACUGCAGUUAAACCUUCAGUGCAAAAAUGGUAGCUCCCCCUCCCAAAGUCCAUGCAGUGAUUAUGAGGAUCCCUGGGUGCUGCGCUCUCGCAGCCAGAGCUCUGUCAGCGCAAGUAGCAGCAUGAUGUCCACAACAGCUCCAAAUAUGUACUCUCUCUGUACUGUCACUCCAUCACAGAGUGACACAAGCAGCAUCAAGUCAGAGUAUGCUGACCAAUGGGGUUACUACAGUGACUGUGCUGGGAUGCCAGAUGAUCAGUUCAAAUGCCCAGUGGCUCGUUCUGCAAGCAUGACAGCCAGCCUCAAUGAUUACAGCAUCAGCCACCUCAAUGAGGGCUCAAGGGCUUCUAUGCCCCAAGUGGCCAGUGGACUGACCAAACCAAAGAACACUUCUCCAGAGAAGUCUCACAGAGUCACAUCACCAUCUAGUGGGUACUCUAGUCAAUCAAAUACACCCACAGCACUUACUCCAGUGCCCAUGUUUUUAAAAUCCAUGUCACCAGCAAAUGGGAAAUCCAAGUUGAAACCGAAAGUGCCUGAGAGAAAAUCUUCUCUGCUAUCUUCAGUAUCCGUCUCUUCAUCCUCCACUUCUCUUUCUUCCAAUACAUCUACUGAAGGGAGUGUGAACAUGAAGAAACUGGACCCAGCCCUGACCUCCCCUCCUGAUGCUGCUGGCCCUCCACCUCUGACCCCUCCACAUUCCCCUGAUUAUCCUCUCCCUCCUCCGCCCCCUGCCCCAGCAGAUGGAAUGGAUCUGCCUCCAUUACCAGCCUCUCCCAGCUUCCCCCCACCACCGCCAGAAGCUAUUAUAAAUCCUUCCUUUCCCCUGAGUGGUCCAUGGUUUCCUUCUCCUCCACAGGAAACAUCAUUCAGUCCUUUUUCGGCCCCUUCUCCUCCCCUUCCAUCCCCUUCUUCCUCCAUUUUCCCCAAUGUAGUACCUCCACCAGCACCACCUCUUGACCCCAAACUGACACAAGAUGCAACUAAAUUCACACAAUAUUCUAAGAAAUGUAAUCAGGAUGAUUCUGGCUACAGUGCAGUGAAACAGCCAGCCAACAAGCAAGACUGCAGUAGGCCUGUAAUGCCCUUAAUAACCACCAAAGCACUGCAAAUGGUACAACUGAGGUCUGUGAAAAAAUGUACAGGUGCACAGACUGAACAAUCAGCUGGAUCUAUUUCUGAAGCCAACUGUCAGGAAAAAGCAACUGUAAGUUUCUCACCACAGCCUUCUCUAAAACCAUCUCUUUCUCUAAGGCUUAGUAAUAGCCUGGAUGAAGAGAUGAAAGCUCACAGUCCUUCCUUCAAAAACUUAAUUCAAACUCCUCCUCAGAGCUCACUUCCAAAUCUCAGUGACAGUGCACCUGAGAUCAACAGUGGUCAAAAACCUGGAAAUGCAGCAGGUCUAAUACAAACCUUUGAAGCUGAUGUAUCAGGAACAAAUAUUGAAGAAGCACCUCAGUCUCCUGUGCAGAAUGAAAACUCUCACGCUGACUGUAUUAGUAUACUGUUUCAGGUGCCAUCAGGGUCUGCAAACAAGAACCAGGGUAUAUCAUCAAACAAGAAGCCACCUCCUAUUUCAAAGAAACCCAAACUGUUCCUCAUUGUGCCACCUCCGCAGCUAGAUUUUACAGCAGAGAAAAUAGCUAACGUGAGUGAUCCUGUCAGAGGCACAUCAAGUCCAACUAGGAGAGAGACUGCACAUUGCGAAGAAGCAAAAAAUUGCCUUACAGAUGGACUCAGUUCCAAUGAGAUGGACUCGGGCAGAUUGGUUCCUGAGGGAGGAGCUGCUGGUUCCACCUUCUUUGAAACAGUGGAAACCAAUGUCUGUAUGGUACAGCCUGCUGCAUCACCAGUUCAAGAAGCUCCCAGGCAGGAGCAGCAGACCACUUUGGAUGAAGGAAGUAGUUCAGACAGCAAUGGAGAUGACAGCAGUAACACUGACAGACAUCUGUCUCAAGAGGAUGAAAGUGCUGAGGUGUUUGAGACAGGCACAACAAAUAAUUCAUCACUGCCAAGCAACAGUUACAGGGCAGGGAGUGAGGAGGUGGCAACGCCAGCUAGACCGAGAACUACUGAGGAUCUGUUUGCAGCCAUUCACAGUUUGGGACAGAGGCUCAACGCUAAUGCUUCAUGGCAAGCGUGGCUUAAACUGGCAAGUAACAUGAUAUGUCAGUCAUAUGGCAAAACAUAUGACAAGUGCUGGAUUAUAGUUUGCCAUAAUCCAGUCUGAAGUGGAGUAUUUUGUGUCAAAUUGGUUUAGCAAUGAAGAGUGCAAUACAGAUUCCCCUCCCAACUCAAUAGGUACUCAAUAAAAACCUCCCAACUCAAUAGGUACCUGAUUUUUCAUUUAGCUUUCUUUAGAUUUAAAAAAAAUAACACUUCAAUGAGAAGCAGGUACACCAUUUAACCCAGCAGAUAUGCAGAAAAAAAUUAUCUAUAAUUGGAACAGCUGAAGAGCUUGCAUUUGGAAUGUGUGUGGUAGUGGCGCCAUCUUAUGGCCAUGUAGUUUUCUUCAAAACACAUAUGGGCCAAAUUUCCAAAGGGUCAUUGUAAUUGGUUACUUGCACUCACUAGGAAUGUAAUUACUCAGUUUGUGUACACGGUUUGUGUGGCUUUUCCAUCACAAAUAUUAGAAAAGAGGAAGUCAGGACACUCAGGACGCAUAUAUGAUUUCAUUUGUGAAAUAAUCCUCUCCAUUUUAGACAUUAUAUCACAAUGUUGGCUUUCCAUAACUUUUUUAUAUCCCUUCAAAAAGAAAAUUGUGAUAUAAUGUCUGAAGCUGAAAGAAUUAUUGUACAAAGGAAAUAUUGGUUUCUUGAGGACAAUAUUUUAUAUUAUAUACACACACAAAGGGUCGCUCUGCAUUGAAUACAUACAUGGAAUUAAUGUGUGCCUUAUGGCUGAGGGGUGAAAACAUUAUCUAUACACACACAUACACAUUAUACACAAAAUAUAAAAAUAAAAUAGAGCUGUUGGUGAUGCCUAUAGUUAAUAUUACCUGGGAUUUCCCUUUAAAAGACCCCAGUUUUCAGUUGCUUAUAAUUUUGUUAAACUUUAACUACUAGGGCUGAAAUUUUCCAUGUUAGGUGUCUGCUUCAGGCUGAAUUUUUAAGGAAGUUUCAGCAUAAAAUGGUUCGGUUUGAGAACAAUACUAGGAAUAAAUAAGAUUGUUCUGGCCAUGUUAAAAUACUUUUUUCUUUCUCUCCUAACCCUAGCCUCUCCCUUCCCCUCCCUCCCCAGCAACGAGACAUUGAGAAGGUCCUAUGUCUCCAUGCUUUGGAGCAGGGACUUGAAAUUUGGCAAGGAAUUCAGCCUAGGUUAGAGAUGUGCCUUUUGCUCUCCCUGUGAAAUCUGGCUGAAAAAUAAACCUCUGAAAAUCUUGGUUUGUGCAUGUUCCGGGCUGGCAGCAAAUGAUCUGUCUCCACUGAGGAUACUGCACACCCUCAGAGCUCCAGGCCAACCACACUGAGUGUGCCCCUCCGACUCACUGUGUUCACUGAGCAUGCUUCAGCCUAGGAAAUUGCAAUUGUGUCCCUUUGGCAGCUGCAUGAGAGCCUGGACUCGGAGUGUUCAGUGUUUGUGGCAGCCUGCCACAACUUAUCCAGGGAACCUAAGAAAGAGAAGGGAAAUGACCACUUUUAACCAUUUAUAUUUCAGCCAAAUCUGAAUGGAAUUUCAUUGGGGAGGAGGGGGAAGCCAUCUCUCUAGACCCUGGGGAUUCUUCCUGCAAAAUAGCCAAGGCAGGCCACAAACAGUGGAGCUGUAAGAGCUUCUUAAAGACAAGAUCACAAGAAUCCUUGAUAAGUGGAAAGUGUUAGCAACUUAUAUAUAGGGAUCAUUAAACUACCCCGUAUAACAUAUAAAUGUGUAUACUAAAAUUCAAGCAUUAUUCUCCCUUGCUGCAUAGGCCCUGACACAGAGAUUGACUUAGAUAGGAUGUUCCUAGUCUUGGACAACACUGUUGCAAUAUUUUCCCCCCUUAUACUCCUUAAUAUCGCCUGUCCUCCCUCACAGUGGAUAGGUGCCAAUACUGCACUUUUCUCUCAGCUAGAAAGAUGUAAGCAGCAGCAUUUGAAAAUUACACCAAUGACACAAUAAGUUGACUAUAGGUGUGUAAUGGGUGGGAUGCACCUGACCUCCACCACACAAAGGGUCCUGAAAUUAUUCCCAAUAUCAUGUGACUACAUCCUCUUGCUGCCUCCAGCUUACCCAAUGUACUGCAUUUUGGUACUUCGUUUUCUGUUGGUAGGCCAUAAUGCAAAAUGCAUCUGAGCUUGCCAUGGAGAAAACUCAGCCUCUGGCAGAAAUGGAGAUGAAACAUUACAUCAAAAUGUCCUUAGGUAUACAUGGAGUUGUACCAUUUAUGGUUUUAAUAAGGGGGAAUGGUCUGUAUUGUACAAGUGUUUUAGUAAAUAAUAACAUGUAAUUUGUUGUGUAAAUCUUGCAUUUGCAAUUAGUGCUGAGAGUCAUUUUAAAUCAUUUGGUGAAAUUAUAUAUAUUAUAAUUCAGCAUUAAUACACUUUUUAUAUGCAUUCUUUCUUAGUCCACAGGUGCCAAGCAUAUAACCUACAUAAUGACAUAAAGACGGGGACAAUAAAAAUCCAGUUUCCACACACUUAGGCUCUUCUGAUUUUUGCUGUGUUUUCUGUAGUUUUCAUUUUUAAAUUUAAAAUCAUGUCGCUCCUCUGGCUGCAAAGAUAAAUUUCAUGUUGUAAGUUAUCAAAUUGGUCUGCUCUUGGCUCUGUAAUCAAACAGAUGGAAGUCACAGAGCACCAACAACAUUGUGAAUAUCUACCAUUUAUCUUGAAGGCCUGAUUUUAACCAUUUAAAUUCUUAUUUUUAAAAUCAUUUUAUCUAAAACCAUAACAUUUAGUUCUUUUUAUUCAAACCUAUCUUUAGUGUUGUUGACAUGCAUGACCAUGUACAUUUCCAAAAUAAAAUGCACAAAACUACAUCCCUAAGCUCUCCUAGAGGAACCAUGAGCAAUAAACAGCAUGAGUUUCUAAAGAAUAUGUCAGACAGACUAGACGGAUCUAUUUUUAUAAGGGUGUCAAGCAAUU
This is a messenger RNA of Gopherus evgoodei (Goodes thornscrub tortoise), 7983 nucleotides long. RefSeq names its product NHS like 1 (gene NHSL1). The record is from RefSeq and is a predicted model, not a curated record. The transcript has 9 exons. NCBI's taxonomy places the organism in Eukaryota, Metazoa, Chordata, Testudines, Testudinidae. Gene Ontology annotation, biological process: cell differentiation. The coding region runs from base 576 to 5153 and encodes 1525 amino acids.